Molecule: messenger RNA, 360 nt
Organism: Fusarium venenatum
Lineage: Eukaryota; Fungi; Ascomycota; Sordariomycetes; Hypocreales; Nectriaceae
Source: RefSeq, a predicted model, not a curated record
AUGCCCGCGCACAGAACGGGGGUAGGCAAAACCAACCCUGCACAUAAUGACGUAGAGAAAGCGACCCUCAAGGAAGGAAGCAAAAUUCCAGGAUUCGGUAGAUACGGGAUUGGCUGGCCAAUGCUUCCCCUUCUGCUCCUCAGCGCAGAUUGCACUGAGACCAAUAGCCGCAAAUGUGGGCGUUGGCGGCUGGUGCAUCACUAUCGUCAUAGCCUACUGUCCCUGUGGCUAGGUCAACUCCACUGGGGGAGCUUUUGGUACAGUGACAACCACCACAUCAUCCGCCUGUGUCCAAUGGCCGUCAGGCACGCAUUACCUAUGGGCAUAACAUUUCCUGGGCGAACGAUACACCAGCGUUGA